AUGUCUCAACCUCAUGGCUACUUGGAUACUACAUUCCCAACCAAAGUGUGUCGAUUGAAGAAUGCUCUAUAUGGUUUGAAACAAGCACCACGAGCCUGGUUUCAACGACUCAGUUCUGCCGUUAUACAGUGGGGAUUCAGCAACUCUAGAACUGAUAGUUCUAUGUUUCUACACUUUGGUGAGUCUACUACUUUGAUUGUUCUUGUCUAUGUUGAUGAUAUAAUCAUCACUGGCUGCUCCUCAACACAGAUUUCCUCACUCAUUGCUAAGUUUGAUUCUAUUUUUACUUUGAGAGAUUUGGAACAGCUAUCAUACUUCCUCGGUAUAGAAGUCUCUUACCAUGAAGGCUCUAUGAAUUUAAGCCAAACCAAAUACGUUUCUAAUCUGCUUCAUCGAAUUGAAAUGUUUGAUACCAAACCAGCAAAAACACCCAGAGCUGUUGGGAAGAAUUUGUCCAAGUUUGAUGGUGAUCCUAUGGACGAAGUCACUCAAUAUCGAAGUGUGGUAGGGGCACUUCAGUAUCUAACAAUAACAAGGCUUGAUAUAGCUUUUGCAGUUAAUAAGGCAUGUCAAUUCAUGCAACAGCAUACCUCAGCUCAUUGGCUUUCAGUCAAAAGAAUUCUUCGUUAUCUUAAAGGAACAAUGCAAGAUGGGUUAUUGCUGAGUCCUUCAAACAAUUUGACAAUCGAAGGCUUCUCAGAUGCAGAUUGGGGUGCUCAACCUGAUGAUAGGCGAAGUUCUAGUGGCUAUUUGGUGUAUCUGGGAGGUAACUUAGUCUCUUGGUCCUCUACCAAACAAAAGGUGGUGUCUCGCAGCAGUGCCGAGUCUGAAUAUCGUGGCCUUGCCUUAGCUACUGUAGAAAUUAUAUGGAUGCAAGCCUUGUUGCAAGAGUUAUGUGUUCCUAUACCUGUGAUUCCCCUGCUCUGGUAUGAUAAUAUCAGUGCUUAUCAUAUGGCAAAGAACCCUGUGUUUCAUGCUAGAACGAAGCACAUUGAAAUAGAUCUUCACUUAAUCCGAGAUCAAGUCAUACGAGGCAAAAUACAACUGCAUUUUGUUCCUACUGAAGAUCAGCCAGCUGAUCUUUUGACUAAGCAUCUUACAAGUUCUCGGUUCUUGUCUCUCAAGUCACAGCUUUGCAUAGCUCCAAGACCCUUUCACUUGAAGGGGGAUGAUAAGCCAAAGAUAGAGAAAGUGGUUAUAGAUCUCACGUGA
Vitis vinifera (wine grape) is the source of this 1212-nucleotide messenger RNA. RefSeq lists its product as uncharacterized. The coding region runs from base 1 to 1212 and encodes 403 amino acids. NCBI's taxonomy places the organism in Eukaryota, Viridiplantae, Streptophyta, Magnoliopsida, Vitales, Vitaceae. The transcript has a single exon. The record is from RefSeq and is a predicted model, not a curated record.